UCUCCCUCAGCCCCUCACCUCCUCCUCCUCCUCCUCUGGACCCCUCAGUCAGUCUUUGUGGAGAGAUGCCGGCCGAGGACAAGCGAUGGGAGACCCUGGAGGCGCUGAGGAACUCGAGCAAAGGGCGACUGCAGUACGACAGGAAGUGGCUGGAAGAAGGAAACGAUGUACUGGAACAAUGCAGAUCCUCACCCAAACUCUCCAUGGCCUCAGCAUGGGUCCUCGAUCACUUCCCUCUACAGGGCUCCACCUCUUCAGACAGUUCAACACCUCUGAUCUAUGGCCUCGCUCCUGAUGAUAAGCUGCCAGAGGCACAGAUUCCUUCUCCUGUCCCCAGCACAGAAGAGGAAGUUGAUGUUGAGGCAAAGGAAGCGAUACAGGAGUUAAAUCCAGAACCUGCCCUCAUGCUGUCUUCACCCAAAGCCACUAAGAUCGAAGGUUAUGUUAAAAUUUACGAGGAGGUCCACAGAAUCCGGGGAAAGGCUGAGCUGAAGCAUCGGCAGGAAUUGCAGCAGGAAACCGUCCAGGGAUUCUCCAACAUAGCAGCUGAACAGAAGAAACGAUUCGAAGAAUCGCUAGAACUCAGACGACGGCAAGAGUUUGAGGCAAUGCGGGACAUGAUGGAGAAGGGGUCCCUUGAAGCUCAAGGGCGUCAGGAAAAGCUAAAGGAAGAACAUAGACGCAGGGCUAAGAAUCUGAACCUGAAACUCCGGGAAGCUGAGCAGCAGCGGCAGCGACAGGAGGAGCUGGAACGUCAGAGGCAGGCAGAGGGCCGUGAGCGACUCCGACGUCUCAACGCCAUCCAAGAGGAGGUGCUGCAGCUCAACAUGCAGAUCGAACCGAACUCCAAACACAAAGAACUGGUGGGGUUGGAUCUGUCUGUGUACACUAACCGUGGCAAUCAGCUUUGCAGUCUUGUGUCAGGAAUUAUUAAACCAACAUCAGAGGGUGGAUUGCCAGUUCAGGAGGACAUGCUGAACGCAGAGCGAGCCCUGCAGCAAAUGCGAGAUCUGAUUGCCGCGAUGCUUCACCAAAUUGCUGCCGCCUUAGCGGAAAAGAAAAGGCUAAAGGAAGAAGAGGAGAAAGCGCUUCAGAAAAAACAGGAAGUCCAAAAGGAAAUUCCAGCACCAGCUCCUCAACAGAAGACCGGUGGUCGUAAAGAAGGGCUACAAAUGAGGGCAGAUGUCGGCACUUUACAGUGGUAUCAGCAAUUGCAGGAUAUAUGUGACCAAUGUGCAGCAUCGAUUGAUGAUUUCAACAGCAGCAAGGACAUUAGGGUCAAAAAAAUCAAGAUGGAACUUCAGAAAACUGCAACAAUUCCUGUUGGCCAGAUCUCCUCCAUUUCAGGGUAUCACCUCCGUGAAAUCUUCGAUAAAAUUAAUAACCUGCUCUUAGGCAAGCAAACCCUAUCUGGUGGGAAGAUGGUCUCAGUCACACAGCACCCACAAGGCCUGGACUUUGUCUGCUACAAAUUGGCAGAAAAAUUUGUGAAACAAGGGGAGGAGGAGGUAGCGUCUCACUACGAGGCUGCCUUUCCCAUAGCGGUCGUGGCUUCUGGGAUCUGGGAGUUGCAUCCAAAGUUUGGCGACCUUUUCUUGGCUCACUUGCACCGAAAAUGCCCUUAUGCGGUUCCAUUUUUCCCUGGGUGGAAGGAGGGAUUACCAAAAGAAGAGUAUCAGAGGUUACUGGGCUAUCGAGUCCUGGAUAACGGUGUUGAGCAACAGGACAACUUUUUGAAACGGAUGUCAGGGAUGGUCCGCCUGUAUGCCGCCAUCAUACAGAUGAGGUGGCCUUAUGGAUCAAAACAAGGGGUGCAUCCUCAUGGACUGAAUCAUGGUUGGCGCUGGCUGGCUCAGAUGUUAAACAUGGAACCAUUGGCUGACAUUACAGCAACCCUACUCUUUGACUUCUUAGAGGUCUGUGGCUAUGCCUUGAUGAAACAAUAUCAGAUGCAGUUCUGGAAGAAAAUUCACCUGAUCAAGGAUCAUUACUUCUCUAGGAUUGAAUCCGUUACAGGGUCUGGACAGAUUGGAGCUGUAAUCAGGUUGCGCCAGUUCCUGGAGAAGUGCCUGGAUCGCCGAGAAAUUCCUUUACCAAAGGGUUACUUGCAGCCCUCGUUCUGGAGAACAUGAGCAAACGAACGCAUUAGAUUGAACAGGGCUAGGAAAUGGGAGCUGCUGCUUCAUUUCCUAUUGACAUUAAGAAUAAUGUUUUAAGUGUUGGGAACGUUGGAUUCAUGGAAGACGUCGAAGGCUUGUUUGUUUUUAGCUGUGGUGAUUGCCAAUUUUAAGCUUCAUGCUGUUCCAGUCUUUUUUUGUCUUAAGGUUCAGCACUGGCUGUGUCAGCACGUUAUUUUAAAUGGUAAGAGCCCGAAGAUGAACCUCAUCUAUUUAUUGUAAACUGGGUCAAUUUUGCUGUAUAUCUAUUUUUGUGCAAAUCAGUUUGUAAACUCUAAUGUAACCGCAUUUAAAUAUUGGGCUGGGAAAGAGGCCAGAUGCUGUACUGGCCAGAACUUAGUCUUUAGAUUUGCCUCAAUACAAAAGGUGCACAGCGUAAAAUGAAUGCACUCAGAAAAACAUAUAUAAAUUAUUGUAGCCCAGUAUUGCUUAUGCUGUACCAGGCUAUCUCUUAUUUCUUACGCAAAAGUAAACCAAUUAACUGUAUUUUUUUAAGGACGUUUUGAACAAAGAUUGUGCAGGUUAUAUGGAACUGAUCAUGUGAAAGUGUGCGAUAUCCAUGGACUCAUUAUGUGACGGUGUCUCCAUAUGACACUGGUAAUUGGGAUCCCCAUUUUACAUUCAGUACUGAGAGCUAUAGGUGGCUAUUUGUUUUUCCGAGGCGUUUUUUGAAAUUAAACGUGCACUUUGUGUGACUUUGUACCCUGAGUUCGACACAGGUGUAAAAACAAAUGCUGUACUCAUGACUGGAAUAUGUGUUAUUGUCAUUUUAAAGUUGUCAAAAGCCAUCAAAUGAAUUUGCUGCAGUAUUUGAUGUGCUUUGAGUUGUCUAUUGGUGGGGGGGUGGAAGGAGAUGUUAAUUGAACAAUAAGAAUAAGGUGCUGGAACACAAGCAUUUGUAAGGGAAAGGUAAGUUAACGUGUCGGGUGUGACCUUAAAAGCUAACCUAAUUUAUGAAAUGUUCAAUUCUCAACUAGUUGUAAUCUCACUUGGCCGACAAAGGAAUGUAGCAUUUAAUAGUGGAAUUUAUUAACUUUCUCUGAAGAAGGAAAUCUAGGGCGCAUGUUUCCUCAUCUGUGAAGUUUAAGCCUGGUGGUGUGCGCGAAUAAUGGGAUUUCCCCAUGAUAAGUGCAUGCUAGCAAGAUUUAUACAUCAGGGUAGCUUCAACCCCUAGUGUAUUGUACCUACUUUCCUUAAUGACCUUUAAUUUUGUACCUGUUACUGCAUAUUGGUCUGUUUUGUUUAUAUAUGUGUGUGUUUUAUAUAUUGUAUAAGGUUUAUAUAUUAUAUAUAUAAAAUACAUAUAUCAUUGCAGUUUGUUAACUUUGCAGUGAUGGGUAAGGAACUUGACUUUCAGAAAAUAGAAGUUUGGGGUCAAUAUUUUUUAUGGUGUGGCCCUGGCUCAUACAUACGUAUGGUCUCUAGUUUAAGCCCUGAUUGAAUUUGCUUUUCUCAGCUGAAACACCAGAGGGGGCACUGCCAUUGGGUCUCAAGUGCUCUUGGGGUGCAAGAGAGGAAAAGUAUGUUUGUUACCUGUUGCUAAUCACUGUCUGGUGACCCGUGCUAGAAAGUGUGUGGAUGCAGGGUGAGAGCAGGAUCGAGCUAGUUCUGCAUGGAUAUACACACACACAGAUUGACUUGCCUGCUAAUACUCACUCAAGGUUCACACAUGAAGAACACCCACUUGGGGGAAAGCAUACGAGCGGUGCUGGCCCUCUGAAUUAUCCCCAGGGUGAAUGGAUAUCAUAAGAAAAUAUUAAGGAAACGUGGAUUUAACCUAUUUAUCAAUGCAGCAUCAGGUAAUGGAGAUGCAAUGUGGACCCCACAGAAAUAGCCAGAGAACAGCUGAGUUAUUUGAUUCCUUUAACAGUUGUUUUUACUUGGCUGAUUAUGUGUUUAAAGUAAUCUGUUAAAUUGAAUAAAAUGUGUACAAAGUA
Molecule: messenger RNA, 4114 nt
Organism: Callorhinchus milii (elephant shark)
Lineage: Eukaryota; Metazoa; Chordata; Chondrichthyes; Chimaeriformes; Callorhinchidae
Gene: gle1
Product: GLE1 RNA export mediator
Exons: 16
Coding region: 66-2132 (688 amino acids)
Biological process (GO): poly(A)+ mRNA export from nucleus; regulation of translational termination; regulation of translational initiation
Cellular component (GO): cytoplasm; nuclear pore cytoplasmic filaments; nuclear pore
Molecular function (GO): translation initiation factor binding; phospholipid binding; inositol hexakisphosphate binding
Source: RefSeq, a predicted model, not a curated record